AUGGCCGAUUUUGUCUCAUUGGGUGUCCAUCGCCCUUCUGCUUUGCCUUACUUGAUCUCUGAGUCUGUCUUGCCUGAAAAUCACACCUCAAAGGACUACGUCUGGAAAGUCUACCCUGGUCCUUCAGACGAUUCCGAGCAUGAGGUCCUAUACACAUCAAACUGUGUAGUUUGGUCGCAAGACGGUCAUGUGCGGAAAGUCUUCAACUUCGACUCAGCAAAGCAACCUGUCAGUCAUGCCUUGAUAACUCGAUUUCGCAAUGACCCUCUCUCCAAGACUGCCUCCACUGCCUCCAAGUCUGCAAACCAUGUCAUCUCUUACGCCUCAAACACCUACGCCUCCAGGUGGGGUACAAAGCCUCAGCGUGAUCCCAGGAAUCUGUUAACGUUGAGCACUGGCGACUCACACGGCUUCAAUCGCGCUUUGGUCAUUAUCUUGAAGUCUGAGAUGCACAUCCAUUAUCUCUCUGGCUCAAAUUAUGUACUUAACAUCCCGUUUGACGUCGAGAAAGCCUUUCCUGCCAUCGACGGUCUUGUAGUACAGAGGAAGGCUACAACCAUCACUAAGGAGCCUCCUACUCCCACGAUCCCUGCCCCACCUCCGAACUCAUUCACCUCUUCUCAGCCAUACUUAUUCUCUCAGCCACGGUCUCCCGAGUUGAGAGCUAAUCGUUACCGUCCAAGCGUUCUGCCUCCAAGCCCGUCGACUCACUUCAAUCUGGAUGCUUUAUAUCAGGAUCUUACCAAAGGUCCAGAAACGCAUACGACGGAUGACUUGCCUCGCUUCUACUCACUAGAAAAUCCCCUGUCGGAUUUAGCGCCUGUGUCGCAUGCCAGUGUUUGCCGCCAACCUCGAUUUCCUCGUCCUGGAGCUCCCAGUGGUCCCAUCGUCGAAUAUGACAUGCUUGAUCCUGCAGAAGAGCUUGUAUACGUGUCGGCCCAAGACGAGCUUGCUGAGACUGCAGGACACGACGAUGCUCCUCUCUCCCUACUGGUCACUGUGAACAGAGAGUUAGGUCAAAUCACGGUGUGGCAAGCAUGGUACUUGCAACCUCCCAAGCUCUCCGACUUACUAUCACAACGCGCGGCACACCAAGCAGCUAAGGCUAAACGUCCUAGCUCUGUCAUGACUAGCCGUACAGCUGGUGCAUCCACUCCUGCUUUGAAGCCACGUGAUCAUCGUGAUAGAGUCCGUGAAAGCUUAGCUGCUUCUACGAGGCUGUCAAUUGCUUCAACCACAAGACCAUCACAGGAUGACGAGGAAGUCAUGGCAUCGCAAAUGGACCCCGAAUACCUGCUUAAGAAGCCUUCUGGUGGUACCAGACGAGUCAGUUCCAUCCUGUCACGUGUUGAUGUUGGCAACUCAGAUCCGUCCAUCAAGCAGACUGCCCUUGGUGCUAGCUUUAGCGGUGCUGGGCGUAGGUAUCCUUCGAUGGGCAGCUUCACAGAUCGUGAACGUCGAAGUUUUGGAGGCAAUCAAAGUCUUCGCAAAAGUCGGGCGUCAACACCAGGAAGCAUCUUCAGCAAGAGCAUCGGACCAGAUGAUGCCACUGAGGUCGAAAGCAGUCGAAUGCAAGACUAUACCGAUGAGUCUGAGAGUGCUGAAAGACUUAUCGGAGCUACUCACAGAUCUGCUGGUACUGAGUCCGUUCUGGGAUCUUCACCGGAUGGACUUCGNAAAGAGCUUGUUAUUCGCAAGCUCGACGUCUUCAUGACUGAUGUAUCAAACUUUGGUUCCAUCGUGAUCGAAGAUCUCAUCAAGGUUUUUCCGCUGGUUCAUCCAUCUCAAUCAGAUCAAAGUAGCAGUCUGAUCUCACUCUACAUACUUGACGCGUCAUCGAAGUCCAUGACAACCGUUAAAUUGCGUGUGCAGAAGAAGAAUGACUCAAAGUCCAGACCAGGCAAAGAUAUACUGGCUCGAUACAUGCCUAUACCAUUUCUGUAUGACCGCAACAUAACACACAACAUUGCCGACAUCACUAAGCUUCAAGAUGGCCGGGUAGCAGCUAUUGCCUAUCUUUCAGCCAAGUCUCAAGAACUUGGAAUAAUACCUGCGCGAGGUAUCCCAUGGUCGCUUCCAAUCUCGCGUCAUACACGCAUCGCACAUCCCUCUAACGUUGCAAGUAUCCUACACUCGGCUGUAGCGGAUAUGCAAAAGUCGAUACCCCUACAGUGGCCUUGCAAAUUGCAAUAUCCUGGGAAACAUGGUAAAAUCACUAUAGUCUCAUCAGAUGGACUUCAGAACCGAUUCCAGAUAAGACUUAGUCCCAGGUCUACGUCCGUGCGACAGAUCUUGGAAAUGUGUCAGUUGGUGCUUCCUGCGAAAGAAGGAGGUUCAAUUGCAGCCAUCUGGUGCAACAUACAUCAUCGAUUCGUGGCUGAUGAGAUACACCUUACUAACGGCCUUGAUGUCGAAUGGGAGGCGAUGAUCAUAACCAUCUUCGCGUUCGCAGCUGGUUCGAUUGGAAGGGCCUUACGGGGUAACCAAAGAAGCAAGUCUGCAGUGGCUGACGGAGCACGACUCGGUACCUACGGAAGUCAACUGCGAUCUCGUAACCUGAAUUCAGACCUUGACAAGCUCGUGUCGCCUGCCUGGAACUGGCUUGAGAGACCUACUAUGAACACGAAACUCAGUACCAUCACACCAAGAUCAAGGCUCCGAACUCCCCGCAGUACGCAUAAGACCAAGAAGCACCCAUUCUCGUUGAUAGAAUACGAAACAAUGGCCCGUCAGUUAUUGCACGACAUCGCUGUAGAUGAAUUGGACUGGCUAGUGUCAUCCGAAGCUGCCAGCUCACGCUAUCUUUGUUGCACCAAGAUCAUGCUUGUGCUAUAUCUCUUCAGAGAAGAGCANAAACUCAAUUCACUUCCAGACGAUACAGAGGGAAUUGUUGCUAGUUCUCUUGGUGCCAUCAUCGCUCAAUUUGGACACUGGCUCUCACUCGAUAUGUGGAGCUAUAGAGCUGGUUCUUACCUUGAGACGGACGAUAAAAUCAGUGACUGGGACUUGUCUUCGUCCAUGAUGAACACGACUGUCAAGGCCGUGAAAAAUACGUGUCCGCUUCCGCAAUCUGUUUUCGCUUGGGCUGAGAAGAAUUUCGUUCAAGAAAUAUCAGAGCAAUUUUUGAGCGCCGAAACAAUAGCUUCUCUAUGGACAGACACACCACCUACCACACCUUUGAGCCUUGCGGGCGAGAUCCUCCCUCGAUUGACGUCCCUACGAUCAUUGGCUGCACGUUUCUCUGCUAUCAAGACUUCACCGAGCGCUCUGGUAGAAACCAUGAGGGACGCGAAACUCGGUUCUGGAGUAUUCGAAACUCUACCUGAGGGCAUACUUGCUCCACUCCGCGAAGCCAUCAACCGUUGUCAGACAGCACCCCCAACAACAUGGUCCUCAAAUCUGCUAGAGUUCGUUUCACGUGAGGAUCUGAUUGGCUUGUCUCAACCAAACAAAGAUGCCAACCGUCCUCCGAGCCGAGGCGGACCGUCUAAUGUGUUGGUACCUCAUGAUGUGCAGACUAUCUACAGUUCUGCUGACCGUGCUCCUCUCACGGCUAAGACUCAUGAAGCAGAAAGACACGCGGUAAUCUCGCUCAUCUUCUCUGAGGAUCGCCGCUUCGUUGAUGCGGCUCAGUUGAUGAACCCUACUGCAGUUCAGGUCGCUGAAUGCCCACCUCAACCCGAGUGGUCCGAAGCCGAGCAUUUGGAACAACAAAAGCGAGUCAUGCAAUGGGUGAUGGUCCGAACACUUGCACUCUCGCCUGGAGAUGGCAUGAUCCAUUUUGAAAGUCAGCGGCCUCUUCUAUCAGAAAAAUUCCAUAUCAAGGGCUUCAGUACAUCAUGUCAGAUGAAGCCGAUGGACAACACCAUCAGCGCGGACCGAAGUGGAUUCACUGAAGAGAAAUUUGCUUGGACUUUCUUCCAUGCUGGUGUUUCUGCAGGACUGAGCAUUUCGCGAAACGCUACGGGUAUCGAUACCUCAUGGAUUGUCUUCAACAAACCGUCAGAACUCAACAACCGCCACGCUGGAUUCCUGCUCGCUCUUGGUAUAAACGGUCAUCUAAGGACCCUUGCUAAAUGGCUUGCAUUCAAGUAUCUGACUCCGAAACACAAUAUGACUUCAAUAGGUCUUCUGCUAGGGUUGUCAGCAUCAUAUCUCGGCACCAUGGAUACACUGCUCACUCGAAUGUUGUCCGUACAUAUCACGAGAAUGCUUCCUCAUGGUGCUGCUGAGCUCAAUGUUUCGCCAAGUACGCAGACAGCUGGGUUGAUGGGUAUUGGCCUAGUUUACUAUGAUACGCAGCAUCGACGAAUGAGUGAAAUCAUGCUCUCCGAGAUCGAACAUCGUGAAAUCGAGGACCCUGGGAGCACAAUGGACCAAUUGCGCGAUGAAUCAUAUCGACUUGCUGCGGGAUUCGCUCUUGGGUACAUUAAUAUCGGUAAAGGUCGUGAUCUGCGUGGACUUCAUGGCAUGAACCUUCUGGAGCGACUGUUGACUGUCGCCGUCGGUCCCCGACCAGUCGAACUUGUUCAUGUUGUUGACAAAGCCACUGCUGGCGCAGUCGUUGCAAUCAUUCUGAUCUACAUGAAGACUGGAGAUCAGUCAGUGGCACGCAAGAUAGACAUACCUGACACCAUAGCACAGCUUGAGCAUUGCCGCCCAGACAUAUUGCUUUUGAGGACUGUUGCAAGUCACCUCAUCAUGUGGGACGAGAUCACUGAUGAGCCCGAUUGGAUCCGCAAGAACCUUCCCAUCGAAUAUGCACACCGCUACUAUGGUCAAGGCUUUACAAGUUCGAUCGAGAUGACAACUCUUCCUCAGCUACGCAGUAAGGACGUACCGGUCUUCAAUAUCCUGACCGGCCUUGCUUGGAGUCUGGCCUUGAGAUUUGCUGGUAGUGGUAACCAAAAGGCCAGAGACCAAGUGAUUGCAAUCUUGAGGGCGUUUAUCGCAGUGUCGAAACAAGAUGCUUUCUUCUACGACGCCAAACUAGCCAGAGCGACCGUUAAGCGUUGCAUCGAUGUUUUGGCGCUUGCCAUGGCCACUAUUAUGGCAGGUACUGGUGACCUUCAGAGCUUCCGGUUCCUGCGUUCACUGCAUGGUCGAGUCGACGCAGAAACAACAUACGGAUCACACCUCGCAGCUCAUCUUGCCAUUGGCACAUUGUUCCUAGGUGGUGGCACGUACACUUUUGGAACUUCCAACUUUGCGAUUGCAUCUCUGCUGUGUGCAUUCUACCCUCUCUUUCCAAGCGAUGUCCUUGAUAAUCGCGUACAUCUGCAAGCUCUCAGACACUUCUGGGUGUUCGCUGCCGAGCCUCGUUGCAUUGUCGUACAAGACAUUGACACCAAACGACCGAUUCACGUCAAGCUUCGCGUCGUGACUCGAGACGGCAGACAGCAACAAAUGACUUCUCCCUGCCUAUUGCCAGAACUGAAUACAAUUUCACGCAUCAGCACAGACGAUCCCACUUACUGGCAAGUCACGCUCGAUUUUGCUGCUAACCCUAAGCAUCUCGCCACCUUCCGUCGCUCGCAAACAGUCUACGUGCGUCGUUGUCCGCCAGGCGAAGCGUCGAACAGUGUUUUCAGUACUACUUUGUCGGCUCUCAUCGACGCUCAAUCCAGCAUAGGCGGUCGCCAGAUGUGGGAGUGGAUUCUGAACCUUCCAGCCUUGAAAAACUUUGACCAGGCAGACUUUGGCGUUGUCCUGCCUUCUGAUCCGCGUAGCGCAACUCACUUGGACGAAAAGUUGACAUCCGUUGAUAGUAGGUUGGCCUUGAGUCGAAGUGUGGAUUCUACUAAAGCGGAUGCGUUGUGGAGUUUGAGAUUACUGUUUGCAUGGGCACAAGAUGCUAUGGAUAAUGGAGAUGGGAGGUUGAGAUGGAUAGGCAAGCAUGUAGUGGACAUGUUGCGGACGAGAGUGGCGGAGAGAACGGACUCUCCGUAG
This is a messenger RNA of Aureobasidium musti, 5949 nucleotides long. Lineage: Eukaryota; Fungi; Ascomycota; Dothideomycetes; Dothideales; Saccotheciaceae. The record is from the annotation of a GenBank genome assembly.